GUCCGACAUACACGGCGCGCCCUGCUCUUGCCAUCACCGUGCUUCGUCUUAUACCACUUCAGAACGUCAAACAUUACCGAUACACGACUGCUACGUCUGCCCAUACUAGCCAGCGAUGCAUAGCCUGUAUGCUCGGUUGAAUAACUUCUCGGCCUUCCUCUCGUCAUGCCUGAUGGGACUCCUGGCCGCGAUCGCGCUCUCCUCGUUCCUAUUCACCGCAGAGCCCAAGGGAGAGCUGACUCUGGCCUCAGUUAAAGUAUUUCCAGGCAGCUCACGGCGCAUGCCGACCGUGAAACAAGAAUUCACCUUCGUAAACUUUAAUAUCAGCGCAGACCUUACCCCUUUGUUCCACUGGAAUACCAAGCAGCUGUUCGUGUACCUCCAGGCGGAAUAUGUGGAUUCGAAAGGCGUUCAAAAUGAUGUAGUCCUUUGGGACAGCAUCAUCCGGCGGAAGCAAGACGCCGUGCUGAAUAUAGCGGGAAGGAACAAGUACGUCUUCCGUGACCUGUCUCGAUCCUUCAGAAAUGCGCAGGCAGCGAAUUACACUCUUCGCUACAACCUUAUGCCCUACGUUGGCGUCCUUACCUAUGGCGAGGCCGGAAGGACGUCAGAACCUGUACCCUUCCCGGAGCCUGAAACUGUAUCGUAGAUAAGGCUGAUGAUGAUGAUGAUGAGUGAAAAAGCAAAUGCACGAAGCUUUGUUGUACCAGUUCUUCCUGUCACAAUAAAGGGCGCGUGUGGG
Messenger RNA from Gloeophyllum trabeum ATCC 11539, 742 nucleotides. RefSeq names its product signal peptidase. Gene Ontology annotation, biological process: protein targeting to ER. The transcript is spliced from 5 exons. Gene Ontology annotation, cellular component: signal peptidase complex; membrane. The record is from RefSeq and is a predicted model, not a curated record. NCBI's taxonomy places the organism in Eukaryota, Fungi, Basidiomycota, Agaricomycetes, Gloeophyllales, Gloeophyllaceae. The coding region runs from base 116 to 649 and encodes 177 amino acids.